Cataglyphis hispanica is the source of this 1009-nucleotide messenger RNA. RefSeq names its product protein MIX23 (gene Ccdc58). NCBI's taxonomy places the organism in Eukaryota, Metazoa, Arthropoda, Insecta, Hymenoptera, Formicidae. The record is from RefSeq and is a predicted model, not a curated record. Gene Ontology annotation, cellular component: mitochondrion; mitochondrial intermembrane space. The transcript has 2 exons. The coding region runs from base 303 to 734 and encodes 143 amino acids.
ACCAUGGUAUUACAUAUAUGUAAAUUUGACACGUAUCUCAAGACCAUGUUUAACGCGCAUGCGCAAAAAAGCGUCUUCGAGAACACGUUCUAAAGAUAUUAGAAAUAAAAUGAAAGCAAAUGUGGAAGGAAAAAUCCAGAAUAUUUUAACGACAUCAUUUCGUUUCAACAACAAAUAUAGUAUUGCCAGAAUGCUUAUAAACACCAAAUAAUACAGCCAAAAUUUUUCUUCAAGAAAUUUGAAGCGAAAAUAGUGUCAAACGGAACACUUAGUUAAAAGUUUCUAUAAUUUCUAACCUAAAAAUGACAACCGCAAGUGUGGAAUGUGGCGAUUUUUUAGAAUUUCAGGAUACAUUAAAAAAAAUGCGACUGCUAGAUGAUAAAAUAAUUUACAUGUUGAAUACCACAGUUCCUACUGAAUCAUUCAAAGGCCAAGUGGAUCCUAAUGCGCAAUGUAAAGACUUAUUCCAACAAAUAAAGUCUGUGCAUACACAAAGAGAACAAGCAAUCAUGAAAUGUUUGAACAUUGCUAAGGAAAGAGUAGUACAAUUAAAAAAUUUGAGAGAAAAUGGUGAUGAAACUCUAACAUUAAUGAAAAAUUUGAGAAAUGAACAGACUACAUUGAGAUUAUUAAAAGCUGAGCUUAAUAUAGAAGAAGUUAUUAAAAAACGUACAGUACAAAUUUAUUAUGAAAGAUGCCGUGAAUUUUAUAAACCAUCACAUGUGAACAUGUGAUUAAAUAAAAAUAGCAAGUAAAUAAGACUGAAGAUAUAUUGGUAUAUGGUUAUCUAAUUGCUAUAUUAUAUAUGAGUUGUUACAAUCUAGGUAUAUAUAUAAUAAUUUUGUAAACAUUAGCAAUAAUUUGUUUCUCAAAAAUCAUUGUUAUCUUGUAAUGAAAAUAUACAAUAUAUACCAAUUCUUUCUCUCUCUCUUUUAUGAGUGAGAAUUCUCUUUAUUGCAAUUGUAUCAUCUGUAAGGAUAAAUAAAAAUAUAACUAAUAUAAUAUAAAU